AUGGCGAUGAAGCAGAGCAGUAACAUCAGAUUCGAAAUACCCAUUUAUCACAAAUGACCGCAAAGUCUUCUUCAAGAAAUCAACCGCGCUCGCUCAGUCGUCGUCAACAUUCAGCUUUGAGAGGGAAACGUUUAGAUUGAUAAAUUGGUGAUGAAGAUUACAAAGAUUGAAUGCGACGUCGUUCCCUUGAGCCUUUCCAUACAAAUAACGGUAAGCUGCCUUUGGCACAAUAAGUGAAAAAACACAUUCAAUCCCAGAAUAGUAGAGGAGACUUCACAAUAUGCAAAGGAUUGGACGACUAAGAGAAUAUGUGGAAUCAGUUCUAUGUAAAGCAACUUACCCUGAUUCUUACUAUUCUUUGUAUAUGAAAAUCUUGCAACUUUGUAUCGACCAAAGAACCGAAAGAGCUGGUCUUUGGGUUCACAAACAUGUUACAGUAAAUGGGUUUGAUUCAAAUGUGCACUUGGACACCAAACUGAUCGUCUUCUAUGCUAAGUUUGGAUGGAUGGUUGCUGCUCGCAACUUGUUCGACAGAAUGUGUGAGAGAAGUAUUGUCUCUUGGACUGCUAUGAUUUCUGGGUACACGCAAAAUGGGUGUUAUGGAAAUGCUUUGAUGGUAUUUGUGGAGAUGUGCCGGGCAGGUGUUAAGGCUAAUCAGUUUGGGUAUGGAAGCACCUUGAGGGCGUGUACUGGUUUGAGAUGUUUGGAGAGAGGUAAACAGAUACAAGGGUGCAUUCAAAAGGGAAGGUUUGUUGAUAAUUUAUAUGUGCAAAGUGCAUUGGUUGAUUUUUAUUCGAAGUGUGGAAUGAUGGAGGAUGCAAGUUCUUUGUUUGAAGCAAUGUCAAAAAGGGACUUGGUCUCUUGGAAUACAAUGAUUGGCGGCUAUGCUGUUCAGGGGUUUACCAAUGAAUCGUUUCACGUAUUUCACUCAAUGAUGCAGGAAGGCAAGACCCCUGAUUGCUUCACCUUGGCAAGCCUUUUGAGAUCCUUAGCUAGAGGUAGUUGUUUCAUGAAUGUUAGCCAAGUGCAUGGACUCAUCAUCCAAUUGGGUUUUGGAUCAUGUAACUCUUUGAGUGGAUCAUUAAUUGAUGCAUAUGCAAAAUGUGGAAGCAUAGACAGUUCUCAUCAAUUAUACAAGAGUAUGGUAAAAAAGGAUAUUAUAUCUUGCACUGCAUUGAUAACUGGAUAUGCACGAGAUGUUAAGCACACCAAAGAUGCCUUCAAUCUCUUCAAAGAGAUGAAUUAUAAGCACGUGGGGAUGGAUGGAGUUAUAUUAUGCUCUAUGCUUAAUCUUUGCGCAAACAUAGUUUCAUUAAGCCUAGGAAGACAAAUCCAUGCUCUUACUAUCAAAUACCAAUUUUGCUAUGAUGUGGCCAUGGGCAACGCCCUCAUUGACAUGUAUGCGAAAUCUGGAGAAAUUGAAGAUGCUCACUGUGCUUUUGAUGAUAUGAAAGAGAAAAAUAUAAUUUCAUGGACUUCAUUGAUUACUGGAUAUGGGAAGCAUGGAUAUGGCCAGAAGGCAAUUGCAUUAUAUAAGAAGAUGGAAUGCGAGGGAUUGAAGCCGAACGAUGUUACGUUCCUGUCCCUUCUAUUUGCUUGUAGUCAUACUGGAUUGACAACAGAAGGAUGGGAAUGCUUCAAUGACAUGGUUAAUAAAUACAAUAUCUUUCCUCGAGCAGAGCAUAUAUCUUGUCUGGUAGAUCUUUUUGCACGUGGAGGUCGAUUGGAAGAAGCUUAUAAUUUAAUAUGCAAGAUGAAAGUAAAGCCUACUGCCUCACUUUGGGGUUCCAUUCUUGGGGCAUGUAGCAUCUAUGGCAAUAAGUCUCUUGGAGAAGUAGCUGCAAUGCAUCUAUUUAAAAUGGAUCCAAGAAAUUCAGUAAACUAUGUCGUUCUAGCAAGCAUCUAUGCUGCUGGUGGUGCAUGGGAAGAUGCUUUGAAGAUAAGGAAUUUAAUAGAAGAGAGAAGUUUAAAGAAAGAACCGGCAUGUAGUCUUCUACAGUUUACGAAGGAUAAAACUAUACUUUAGCAGGACAGUUUAUAAAAAUACAAAAUUUUCAGAAUUUGCUGUUAUUUGAAAUGAAAAGCAAGGACUCAACGGCUGAAGUUAGCUCACGCUAAUACCAGGUUGAGAAGCUUAGUGGCAUAAAGUGACAUCCUGGGUGACAGCUUAACUCAUAACAGAGGCCUAGCCUCAGGUAAUCACUGAGUUCUACGCUGUUAUUGCUAAAUUAUGCUACCUUUCCUUAUUACUUCGUUUUUCAGAUUGUUGAAUUGUUUUUUUAUGUUUUUUGGACGGUGGGUUGUUGAAUGUUUGCUGAUCUGUGGAAUGGUCAUAUGCUUGUGGACAUAAUUUACAAGAGCAUGAACAUACGAAGAGACAGUUUUUUGAGAUCCCUUGUUAAAGCUUAGAGAACAAGGCAGAGAACAUUCAUCAUCAAGCUGUCAAUGGAAAUUGGAACUUUCUUUUGGCAUCUUCAAGUUGCUAAUUGCUGUUGAAUCUUCUUGUGGUAAGAUGCCCAGAUUCAUCAAACAGUUACCAGAGAAAGACAUGCUGCAGAUGAGGGUAGAUGAGACUGGCCACAGGUCACAUUGAAGCUUUUCUCUUUUGGUGGAUUCCACUGGAGUCUAGGGAUGGAGCAUAUUCAGAAAAUAUUGAGGAUUUGUUUCCAGCUGAGAGAGCUUGGUAGUUGGUAGCUGCUGAGAGUAUGUAUGGUUGAAAAGGAGAUAAUACUGAGCUAUUUUUUUUAAAAAAAAAAAAAAAAGACAAACAAACAAACAAACACACACACACAUUUGUGUGUGGAGAAUUAGCGGUAUUUUGGGUGCUGAAAAUAAUAGGUAUAUAUAUAUAAUUACAUAA
Messenger RNA from Ziziphus jujuba (common jujube), 2860 nucleotides. Its product is annotated as pentatricopeptide repeat-containing protein At3g20730. Gene Ontology annotation, biological process: RNA modification. The record is from RefSeq and is a predicted model, not a curated record. Gene Ontology annotation, molecular function: RNA binding; protein binding. Lineage: Eukaryota; Viridiplantae; Streptophyta; Magnoliopsida; Rosales; Rhamnaceae. Bases 281 to 2026 code for a protein of 581 amino acids. The transcript is spliced from 4 exons.